CAUUUUUUUGGGUUGUGACUGCUUAAAAAAAAAAAAAAUCAUAUUUAUUUGUCAUGCAUUGCUUUGACAUUCAUCUCCUUCACUACUAAUGUGAGGUGCAGCACCUUUGAGGAGCUCGGAGUGUGGACUCAGGAAGCAAACGGCCUUAUCGGUGCUAGACAGUCAAAUCUGUGGAGGUUGGCAAGGUAUGCAUGAAUCCAUGUGUGUAUAGUAUGUAUGUGUGUGUAUGGUGGGGGCUGCUGCUGCUGCUGCUGGUGGGAGGAACUUCCUCCUAUUCUUCUGCUGUUGAAGAGUUCCCAUGGGCGCCCCUGCCAGCAGCGACACUGUGGCCUGAGCAGGUCAAGCCAGCGCCAGUCUUGCCUCUGUGUUGCUGGUGGCCGAAUGCAAAAAUCUCGAAGAAAGCGGAAGCAUGGAAGCUUGUGAACUUGAUCGCCAUCGCUGCACGUCGUUACAUGGACAGUAGUUCAUCAAGUGGAGUCAUAAACGCCAGAUUACAACCUUCGGAUUGGACAUUUUCAACACGAAAACAACCAAGCGGGAGCCGUGGGCCUCUGCGAUGAUCCACAACACGCUGAAAUCCCCCCAGGAGGCGGAGCAAAGUCCCACAAGAACCCACUCGGCCGCUCAACGGAGGCUUUGGAGGUACUCGGGCUAUAGAGGCGCCGGUCGGCCCGAAAGUCAGCGUCGAAGUGUGUGCGUGCUUUCGGCCGACCUGAACGGGACAACAACAGGAGGGGGGGUCAUGCACACCAUCCACGGCUUGUGUCACCUCUGCAUCGGAUGUAGGCUACCACAGGUGACCAUCCUUCGAGGAAAGGAUGGAUACGGCUUCACCAUCUGCUCAGAUUCCCCUGUGAGGGUGCAGGCUGUUGACCCAGGGGGCCCAGCGGACCAGGCAGGACUCCAGCAGCUGGACACGCUCCUGCAGCUCAAUGGUCAGCCUGUGGAGCAGUGGAAAUGUGUGGACUUGGCCCACGCUAUUAGAAACAGCGCCAAUGAAAUCACAGUGGUGGUGUGGCGCACGGGCCCCUCAGCCAAGCCAAACUUCGAGGGUCUCAUCCACCGCCCCUCCUACAAGCCGGCCUCCUCCUCCACUUACGAGACGCCCUCGCCGCCCGUCCGCAGGCGCGACCCAGAUCUGGGCUCCGGUCGAACCCCACCAGCCGUGCCCCCACUCCCGGCUCACCACCGGGCCUCCGCUGCCCGCAGACUGCUGGUCAACGGCUCUGAAGGCGCCCCCGGCGGCACCUUAGGGAUGGGAACCCUGAGGUGGGGCGCCCAGGGGGGGUCGGCCGAGGAGCUGGACGGGAAGCCGCGGCUCCUCCACCACCCUCACACGGCGACGCUGAAGGGGACGAGGGUGAAGGCGUCCAACGGGGACAACUACAUCAUCCUGUCCCCCAUCAACCCUGGAAGCCAGAUCUUGAGGCCUGUUUAUCAGGACAAUCAGGGAACUUUAGCCAGCAGGUUGUAUCCCACACGACAAGCCUCCGGCUCACUCAACCAGUCCGGCGUUGCUGGUGGAACCUUUUCCCCGGGCUUGAGCAGCAGCAGCAGCAGUGUAGGAGGGGGCGGCCCUUUCUCCAGCCGCACCGGCUUCCUGCGCCGCUCCAACAACUCCAAGAUGCCGAAACCCUCCAGCGGUACCUCCAACUCCAACUACCAGCAGCAAAGCCCCAACUUUGCCAACUACCAGAACUGUACCAUAGUACGCUCACACGUGCCACAUGGAAACAACUAUGGAUAUGUUACCGUGGCGCCCAAGAUCCUCAUCUUCCCCAUUUUUGUUCAGCCUCUGGACCUGUGCAGCCGAGCUCUCGUCAUAACAGAGGAGAUGAUUCUACAUGAGAGCAAGCAUCAUGCGCUAAAGGUGACGGUGUUCGUCUACACCGACCUGAUGCUGGUCACCAGAGAGGACGAGCCCGGCAGGUGUAACGUCCUUCAGAGUCCUUUGUACCUGCGGCAUCUGAGGCUACAGGAUGAUUAUGCUGAAGAACUGAGAUUCUACCUUAUUCACAUGACUGAGAAGUGCGACUGCCUGCUCAGCCUGGAAGCGUAUUCGGCUGAGCAGAAGCAUCACGUGUGCCAGUGCCUGAAGGACAACAUCGACAAGCAGCUCCAGCUUCACCGGAGGGAUCCCAGCCUUGAGCGUUUUGAGCAGAUGUUGGAGCCAAAGGUGGAUGCCGCAUCUUGUGAGCUGGGUGGAGUCGGGGUCGACCGAGGGGGGGUCUGCCUCCACCUGCCAGGCCGGGUUUCCGAAGGCGAGGAGAGCAGCCUGUAUCCGUCCAGCCCCUCGGAACCUUUAACCUUAAGCAGCCCUCACCCCUCGGAGCCGCUCACCCCCCUGCAUGAGGUGUACCUGCCCCUCGGGAGCCUGGGGGGCUCAGAGGAGCGUCAUAAGGUUCCCCCCACGCCACCGCCUUCCACCGAGGGAGAGGACUGGAAAAGUAUGGACGGACAUGAAAUGGAGAUCUGGAGAGAGGACAGGAGAGCGUAUGAGGAUGAAGAUGGUGCCAGCCGGAAGAGUGAGCUGGAGGAGAGAGAGGAUGAUGACGUCGAGCAAGACGAAGAAAUCAACCUGGUGGUGUCCAACCCAGAUGAGGACAACGCCUCUGAGCCGCCCGACACCAACGCCCCACCUUCCUCGUCAUCGUCCUCAUUUGUUAUUCCAGAGCUGCGCCUGGACCGCUCCUUCAGUGCCGACGCCCUGUCCUCCCCCAACACGGACGAAGAAGAAUACGACGAGGAGGACGACGACGACUCUGAUGAGGAAGAGGAAGAGGACGACAGCGACGAUGCCUACCUGCAGCGCACUGACAGCAAACGCCGCUCCAUGGUGGAAGGCGCCACCUGCGAGAAGCACGGAGGGGGCGGGCUUAGUGUGCAGAACUCCCUGCGCAGGCGCACCCAUAGCGAGGGCAGCCUCCUGCAGGACCCCCGCACGCCAUGUUUCACCUCCGACAAUGCCAUCAACUGCUUGGAGGUGGGCGGGGCCCGACACAAGGGCGGCUGGACGCUCCCCUCGCCGAAGACGCUGAAGAAAGAGCUGACCAAGAACGGCGGCUCCAUGCAUCAGCUGUGUAUGCUUUUCGCCGGCAGAAAGCUCAGCUCCGGAUCCCCCUGCAGUUGCGAGGUUCGCCCAGACGGCACAAAGAAGAAGAAAUCCAAGAACCUGGCCAAAGACAUGAAGAAUCGCUUGGCUUUCCUGCGGCGGAGGAACGAGUCGCCGGGAAGCAACACAGCCGGAAAGUUGGACAAAACUAUGAAGUCCGUCAAGCCCACCCCGGAGGAGGCACUCAAGUGGGGGGACUCGCUUGACAAGCUGCUGGGACACAAAUAUGGUCUGGCAGCUUUCAGAGCGUUCCUGCGCACCGAGUUCAGCGAGGAGAAUCUGGAAUUUUGGCUGGCGUGCGAGGAGUACAAGAAGAUCAAGUCGCAGUCCAAGAUGGGCUCCAAAGCUAAGAAGAUAUUUGCGGAGUACAUUGCGAUACAGUCUUGUAAAGAGGUGAACCUGGAUUCUUACACUCGGGAUCACACCAAGGACAACCUGCAGAAUGUGACGCGCUCCUGCUUCGACCUGGCUCAGAGGCGGAUAUACGGCCUGAUGGAGAAGGACUCGUACCCUCGCUUCCUGCGCUCGGAACUCUACUUGGACUUGAUCAACCAAAAAAAGGCCAGCUCCACUUCGACUUCCUCUUCAUCAUAAGAGGCAAGAACAAAACAAGAUACUGGGAAUCAUCGUCCCACAGCCGAGGUUUUUUUGUCUCUCGUCCGAUGAUGUGUUUUUUUUGUUGUGCGCGGACACGGCAAAGGAUUGUCUUUAUUUGAGUGGACUGCUUAAAGAAAGCCUCUCAUUGAGGGCUGGAUGCUUGUCUCAUCACUGUUAUUUUUUGUUUGGUCCAGUUGUACUGGAGAGUUAGGACAGGGGUUUGCUAAAAAAAAAAACAAACCCGCAGA
Molecule: messenger RNA, 3957 nt
Organism: Doryrhamphus excisus (bluestripe pipefish)
Lineage: Eukaryota; Metazoa; Chordata; Actinopteri; Syngnathiformes; Syngnathidae
Gene: rgs3a
Product: regulator of G protein signaling 3a
Cellular component (GO): plasma membrane; nucleus
Molecular function (GO): protein binding
Source: RefSeq, a predicted model, not a curated record